GCUAAGUUUUUGGACCCAGGAGCCUUAGGAUUCAUUCCGUUAAAAAAAUUGAAGUUUUCGUACUCAAUCAGUUUGACUUGGUCACUGAAAAUAAAAACAAAACAAAACGUAUGACACAGUGAAGAACCUAGACAGUGUUAAAAUUUAAUUAAUUAGUUUAUAAUGCUUCUUUCAUUAAUAUAAAUCUUUUGCCAAAUUGAUAUUUUGAAAGAUAAUUCUAGAUUUUUUCCACGAACUUGCUGCAUGUAAGUUUUAUUUUGUUAAUGUUUUGAGUUGCGAUUUAGGAGGUAUUAUAUUACUUAGAAGCUACUUCUUGUGUGUGAAGUUUUGAUUCGAGUUGUCUUGCAGUUUUUUAUAUCCACCAACUACGCUAAACAAACGGGCCUCAAAAGGAAAGUUAUAAACAUGACUACAGCAGAGAGACUUUGUAAGCUGAAAGUUAAUGUAGGUUGCAAUUCAACCAAUUAUAACCAACUGUUAGAUUUACGAUCAGCACAAACACUGAAUGAAAGAGCCUCUAGUGAAUCUACUGCUGAGUUUUUAAAAGGGUUGCCAUCCUAUAAUGAAAACAAUUUUACUCGAUUUACGCCUGAUCCUUCAUGUAGAAGUUUUAUGAGGAAAUCGGCUGUUUAUUUGCCUACCAAAGAUCACCCAUCAGAGCAAAUAAUAGUUACAGAGAAAACAACGAUUCUACUUCGAUAUCUUCAACAGCAUUAUGAGAAGAAGAGAAAUCAUUUAAAGAGGGAUACUGACUCUGCUGGUCCUAGUAAUGGAUUUGGAAAUUCUAGGAAGCGAACUCGAUUAAUUGACGACGACUAUUAAAGUAGGACCAAAAAUAAACUUGUGUUCUUAUAACCAAGUCAUCAUUUUUUUUGUUAUGUUUGCUCUUUUUGUACUAAGCUUUUUGAAGUCCUUUAAAAACUUUUGUUGCCAUUAAAUUUUUUUGUCUUAUUCAUACUUACUGUUGAGUUGUAUAAAUUCUGAAACCAUUUCUUGUGGUACUUGUUUUGUUUUCUUACCCUUAUUCAAUGACUUCUUUGUAUUUAGUUUUGUUAUUAUUGGAUGAAUGGGUAAUUUUUAUUGUUUCUCUUGUAAGAUGUCUAGAAUAAUUAUGUAAAGUACGACUUUAUAUUUUCCUUUUUUUUUCUAUGCGUGCAGCAAAAUGUCUAGUACCAGAUCUUCCUAUCCAUAUGUGUCUUUGAAUGACUAUGCAAUUUUUGUAAAAAUUCUUACAUAUUGUUCAUUCCAACGUAUUGUAAAGACGAUUCUACAAUUAAAUUUGUGUGCUCUGAAGAAUUGUAAGUUUUUACUUCGUGACCUUCAUUCUUAUUUGUAGUUAUGAUCAAAGUCCCUUCACAUAAUAAAGCUACAGCUGUUUUGCUCUGCAA
Molecule: messenger RNA, 1388 nt
Organism: Parasteatoda tepidariorum (common house spider)
Lineage: Eukaryota; Metazoa; Arthropoda; Arachnida; Araneae; Theridiidae
Source: RefSeq, a predicted model, not a curated record